UGAGGAGCUUCGUGUCUGAGCCUCCACAUGAAGUGUUUGUUGUUUGACUGAUGUGGAUUCAGCAGAAUGGAUCAGUGUGAGGACAGAGGAGCCCCUCCCUGCAAGACCACCGACAGGACCCCCACGGGCCCUGUACCUGAUAGUCAACCCAAAGCUCAGAGACCAGGACCUGGACCUAAACCUGAACCUGGACUUGGACCUGAACCUGGAUCUGGACCAGAACCAGGACCUGAACAUGAACCAGGGCCUAAACCUGGACCUCCAUCCACUAGUGUCUCCUACAGCAGUGAAAAUUCCAAACAUGAUUUAAUUUAUUUUAAACAUGAUCGUCCAUCAGACUCAGUGAUCCACCAGAGACCAGAGUCCUCUGGACCUGGAACCAGCUGUGUGUCCUACAGCAGUGACUGGUCCAUGGAUAAACCAGCAAAUUUCCAAAAAUCAACCCAAGGUCCAGUGAAGACGAGAUGGAGGGUCUAACAGAAAGGUGCACUGGAUCUGGAUCUCC
Molecule: messenger RNA, 505 nt
Organism: Sphaeramia orbicularis (orbiculate cardinalfish)
Lineage: Eukaryota; Metazoa; Chordata; Actinopteri; Kurtiformes; Apogonidae
Product: protein TsetseEP-like
Exons: 5
Coding region: 67-477 (136 amino acids)
Source: RefSeq, a predicted model, not a curated record